Ctenocephalides felis (cat flea) is the source of this 1620-nucleotide messenger RNA. RefSeq names its product glycine dehydrogenase (decarboxylating), mitochondrial-like. The record is from RefSeq and is a predicted model, not a curated record. Gene Ontology annotation, biological process: glycine decarboxylation via glycine cleavage system. NCBI's taxonomy places the organism in Eukaryota, Metazoa, Arthropoda, Insecta, Siphonaptera, Pulicidae. Gene Ontology annotation, cellular component: glycine cleavage complex; mitochondrion. Gene Ontology annotation, molecular function: pyridoxal phosphate binding; glycine binding; glycine dehydrogenase (decarboxylating) activity.
AUGAUGCAAAUCUGCGAAAAACAUGGUUCCUGUACAAUGAAAUUGAAUUCUACUACUGAAAUGAUGCCAUGCUCGUUUCAACAUUUCACAGAAGUGCAUCCAUUCGCACCACGCGAGCAGGCUGCAGGAUACCACUUCAUGUUCAAAGAGCUUGAGAAAGACUUGUGCGCCAUCACGGGAUACGAUAGAGUUUCUUUUCAGCCAAAUAGCGGUGCCCAAGGUGAAUAUGCUGGCUUAAGAGCAAUCAAAGGUUAUCAUGAAUCCUUAGGUGAGGGGCACAGACACAUAUGUUUGAUACCCGUUUCCGCCCACGGUACUAACCCCGCCUCGGCUCAAAUGGCUGGCAUGAAGGUGGAACCUAUUAAAGUCACGUCGGAUGGGCUAGUCGACUUAGAUUAUUUGAAGCAACAGCUAGAAAAACACAGCAAGAAUAUAUCUUGCCUUAUGAUUACAUAUCCAUCAACAUAUGGAGUUUUUGAGGAGACAAUUGGCGAAGUUUGCCGUUUGGUGCACUUGCACGGUGGACAGGUUUACCUGGAUGGCGCGAAUAUGAAUGCACAAGUUGGAUUAUGCAGGCCCGGAGAUUAUGGCUCAGAUGUUUCUCAUUUGAAUUUACAUAAAACGUUUUGUAUUCCCCAUGGAGGAGGCGGCCCGGGUAUGGGACCCAUUGGCGUCAAAAAGCAUUUAGAACCAUUUUUACCUAGUCAUCCUGUAAUAGACCCAUUGGCAGAUUGGGAAAAAGCUAGUUCAUUUGGUGUUGUAAGUGCUGCUCCAUAUGGAUCUUCUUCCAUACUUCCGAUCAGUUGGGCUUAUAUAAAGAUGAUGGGAGCAGAUGGACUUCGUAAGGCGACGCAAGUUGCAAUACUUAACGAAUAUAUGAGCAAAAAGCUCGAACCAUAUUAUAAAACUUUAUUUAAAGGUGAUAAAAGCAACCUUUGCGCACAUGAAUUCAUAUUAGAUGUGAGGGAUAUUAAGAAAACUGCGAAUGUUGAAGCAGUCGAUAUUGCAAAACGUCUGAUGGACUACGGAUUUCACGCACCUACCAUGUCUUUCCCUGUGACCGGAACUUUGAUGGUUGAACCCACAGAGUCGGAAGACAAGGAAGAACUCGAUAGAUUUUGCGAAGCACUCAUAUUAAUUCGUAAAGAAAUAGCAUUAAUUGAGGAAGGAAAAUUAGAUAGACAAAACAACCCAUUAAAAUUAUCUCCACACACACAACGACAGGUUACAAUGGAAAAUUGGACAAGAAAAUAUUCAAGAGAAAUGGCAGCUUUUCCAGCGCCGUUUGUUAAUCCGGAAACUAAAAUUUGGCCAACUGUUGCCAGGAUAGAUGAUAUCUAUGGAGACAAAAACUUAGUAUGCACGUGCCCACCAAUGUCAUCCUACACAUAAAUUAUUAAUAUUCAAACUAGAAAAUUGCCACAAAUUGAACAUAAUAAUACUAAAAUAAUGCAUACUUCAACAUAAAUCAUAAAAUGCUAAUAGUAACAAAUGAUAAAAUUUGGACCUACCACCAUUAUUUGUUGUGGAACUAAUUGAAAUUUAUUAAGCAUGCUUCAAUCUCUCGUAGGUUUUUGAUAUGCGAUAAUUACUUAUUUAUUUUUAUAAUAAAAACAAAUG